CGCGAUCUGGUCCUCUACAACCAAAAGGAAUAAAAUAAAAUAAAAUUAGUCCACUACAAUCAAAAGAAAUAAAACAAAAUAAAAUAAAAUUAAUGGUACGCUUCCAUCAAUAAUUGUUUGCGGGCCUAGUUUGGUCAUAGGCCUCAUAGCCGAAAGAUCUCUCUUCCUUCUUUUCGCGAUUUCCCAUACUUGGUUGUUAAACUUUGUCACCCGUUAAUAUAUUAUUGGCCCAACGGUAUCCCAACGCUACAAAAUUCAAAUUAAAUGAUUAACAACUUUUCACAAUUUUAUUGAAUUUAUUUUUUCUACAUAUUUCUUUGUUCAAUUAUUUUCCUCCCAAAACUAAACAAAAAUACAUAAUUAUAAUGGGUGGUCGCACCACCUAUCUCCCCUUCAUCGUAGCAGCAGCUCUGAUCUUCUGCUACGCAACCGUAUCGUUACCAUAUACCUUUACAGAUGAUAAUCCGAUCAGAGUCGUAUCGGACGGUCUACAACGUUUGGAUUCCAGAACUAUCGAAGCCAUUUAUCAAUUUGGAGAUUCAAUUUCAGAUACGGGCAACUUUAUACUUGAAAAUCCACAAUCUUCCUUCGCAAAAUUACCGUAUGGAAAAACUUUCUUCCACAAGCCAACCGGUCGUUGUUCAGAUGGACUUCUUAUGAUUGACUAUAUUGCCGAGUUCUUUAAGCUGCCAUAUCUUGAUCCGUAUCUUAACAAAGAUGGUAACUUUAGUCAAGGGGUUAACUUUGCUGUUGCUGGAUCGACUGCACUCAACACCUCUACAUUAGCUAAGAACAAUAUUAGUUAUCACGCCACAAAUAGCUCCUUAUUUGUGCAGCUUGAUUGGUUUAAGUCCCAUCUUCAUUCCAUUUGCUCUAGUCCUUCAGAAUGCAAGGGCAAACUCUCAAAGGCACUCAUUAUGAUGGGUGAAAUUGGAGGAAAUGACUAUAAUUGGGCCUUUUUUCAAAAAAUGUCAAUAACAGAAAUCUAUAAACUAGUGCCUCAAGUUGUGCAAGCUAUAAAAUUGGCCAUAAAGGAAGUGAUUAAGCUCGGUGCCAUUCGAAUUGUUGUCCCGGGAAACUUUCCCAUUGGUUGUAUGACCAUUUACCUAAACAAGUUUAAAACAAACGACGAAAGUAUGUAUGACGACCUCCAAUGUCUAAAAGAUUUGAAUUCUUUUGCGGAUUUUCAUAACAAUAAACUACAAGAAGCUAUUAAAGAAGUUCACAAGGAUCACCCGGAUGUAACAAUUGUGUACGCGGACUAUGUUUCAGCCUUACUAGAACUUCUCGAACACGCUACCUCCUAUGGGUUUGACAAGGAUGUUAUGCUAGAUGCUUGUUGUGAUAAUUGUGGAAAUGAAGGAAUUCCGGUUUGUCAAGAUCCUUACAAACGCGUAAGUUGGGAUGGAGUGCAUUUGACUCAACAUGCUUAUCAAGUUAUGUCACAAUGGUUAAUAAAACAUACUAAUGGUUUCAAUGACAACUCUAGCGUUAAACGUUUGAAGUUUUCUUUUCUCUUCUUAAUUUUUUCUUCACUAAGUACAUUUAUAAGUUUGGGAUAAAAGAAAGUUUGUUAUACAACUUUUUUUUUUUUUUUAGAAUGUUAAUUACACAGUUCUAGAGAAUGAUAGCAUUUUUUUCCCUAAUAUUAUUAUCUAUUGUAUUGCCUAAUAGAGUUUAUAUCCCCUUUGACAAGAUCAAGUAGGAGUAUUUACAAAUUUGUUGUAGUA
Molecule: messenger RNA, 1730 nt
Organism: Chenopodium quinoa (quinoa)
Lineage: Eukaryota; Viridiplantae; Streptophyta; Magnoliopsida; Caryophyllales; Amaranthaceae
Product: GDSL esterase/lipase At1g28610-like
Exons: 6
Coding region: 366-1562 (398 amino acids)
Molecular function (GO): hydrolase activity, acting on ester bonds
Source: RefSeq, a predicted model, not a curated record